This is a messenger RNA of Lolium perenne, 5331 nucleotides long. Its product is annotated as disease resistance protein RGA5. NCBI's taxonomy places the organism in Eukaryota, Viridiplantae, Streptophyta, Magnoliopsida, Poales, Poaceae. Gene Ontology annotation, molecular function: ADP binding; phosphatidylinositol-4,5-bisphosphate binding. Gene Ontology annotation, biological process: exocytosis. The record is from RefSeq and is a predicted model, not a curated record. Gene Ontology annotation, cellular component: exocyst.
ACCCAUGGCCCUUUCUGUACGCCAUGUUGAAGCCACUCUCUGGUCCAUAUCCCUCAGCAAGUUUAUAGGGAAGGACCUUGAAUUUAGAGGAAGUUCAUGCAGAUUUGGUUAGAGUAGCAUGCUCCAACUUAAUUCUUCCAUCCCUUACUUGAUUUUUUCUGCCUAGGAACAAGGAGAUGGAUGCCCCAAUCAGUGCUUCCCAGGGAGCCAUGAGGUCCCUUCCUGGUAAGCUGGAUUCGUUGAUAUCGGGACACAAGCACAACCUGCGGCCAGAGGAGAAGAACAAGCUCUGCAUCCUCCAAGGUGAUCUUCAGGGACUAAUAGACAACUACCUGCUGGAGCCAUCAGAGGUGGAGUUCCCUGCUUCGACGGCCAGCUUCUGGAUGAAAGAUGUGCGCGACUUGUCAUACGACAUCGAUGACUUCCUCCACGAGCUCGCCCAAGCCGGCACUAGUGGUUCUAGGAUCAGCGUCCAGACCCAAAAACUCCCCCGCAUUAAAAUCUCCCGAAUUCCGGAUAAGCUGAAAAAGCGCAAAUGGAUCGCCGACGAGAUCUUGGGAUUUAGGAGUCGUGUCAAGGAAGCAAUUCAACGGCACAUAAGCUAUCUUGGUGACUGCAAGUGGCGUCCUAGCAGCAGCAGCGGUCAGCUGGGUGAAUGGAAGAACCCUUCAACACCAUGUAGCAUUCGCCUUGUUGGUGUGGAGAGUUCCAUCAAACAGCUUUGCGGCAGGCUGGCAAAUGAGGGACAGCCAGAGCACAAGGUGGUGUCCAUUGUUGGAACUGGUGGGGUUGGUAAGACUACCCUCGCCAAAGAAGUGUACCGUAAGCUUGGGGGUCAAUUCGAGUGCCGGGCUUUCGUGCAGACAUCGCGAAAACCAGACAUGAAGGGGCUCCUUACCAGCAUACUCUCUCAAGUUUGGCGGCACCAGCUCCCCGAUUCUUGUGAGGUGCAUAAAGUGGUCUUAAAGAUCAACCAACACCUGCAAGAUAAAACGUACAUAAUUGUAAUUGAUGGUCUGUGGGCAUCAUCAACUUGGGAUAUUAUUAAUUAUGCUUUGCCAAAGGGAAACUAUUGCAGUAGAAUAUUAACAACGACCGAAGUUGACGCUAUAGCUCAGACAUGUUAUGCAGAUACCUCCAAAUAUAUGUCUUCAAAGAAAGAAGGUAACUCCAAGUAUAUAUUCAAGAAGGAACCGCUUAAUGAAGAUGAGUCGAGAGAACUUCUAUUAAGUACAGUUUUUGGCCUUCAAGCUGAAUGUCCUCAGGGCCUAAAGGAAGUUUCAAAUGAAAUUAUAAAAAGAAGUGGUGGCUUGCCGCUAGCAAUUAAUAUAUUGGCCAGUCUCUUGGCACGUCAGCCAGCCAGCAGCCUGGAGCACUGGAAUUACAUAAAGAAUUCACUGAGUUCCUGUUUGGCUGCAAACAAUAGUUUGGAAGUGAUAAACCAAGUUCUCAACGUUGGCUACGACAAUCUUCCCCACGGCUUGAAAGCAUGCAUGUUAUAUCUGUGUAUGUAUGAAGAGGACCGUGUAAUCCUGAAGGUUGAUUUGGUGAAGCAGUGGAUGGCUGAAGGUUUCAUCUGCGCUGUGGAAGGGGACGAUGUGAAGGAAGUUGCACGAAGAUAUUUUGAUGAGCUUGUUAGAAGGGGAAUGAUCCAGCCUGUGGAUGUCAACUGCAAUGAUGAAAUUCUAUCAUGUAAAGUGCACCACAUAAUACUUCGCUUUAUUCGAUAUAAGUCCAUAGAAGAAAAUUUCAUCCUUGCAGUAGAUCAUUCUCAGACUUCUAUAAGACUUGCUGACAAGGUUCGUCGGCUCGCCCUCCACUUUGGCAAUGUUGAAGAUGCUACACCGCCAGCACUGGCGAGUAUGCAACUAUCAAAAGUUCGAUCACUUGCCUUUUCUGGAUUGCUCAAGUGCAUGCCUUCGAUUGUUGAGUUCCGGUUUCUUCAGGUUCUGGUCCUUAAAUUAUGGGCUGAUCGUGAUAAUAGGAGUGACAUCCUUAUUGGAUCUGAUGACCUGAGUGGCAGCAUCACUAAUCCUGAUGACUUGACUGACAACCCCACUGAACCUGAUGACGUCAGUUAUAGCCUUACUGAAAUUUCAGAACUCUUCCGACUGAGAUACUUUCGUCUUGAUGCACGUCAUUUGAGUGUGGAGCUUCCAACCCAGAUGCAACGGCUGAAAGAUUUGGUGGCAUGGGAAAUUGAUGCCGAAGUAACAUCAGUUCCAUCAGAUAUUGUUGAUUUGCCAGGCUUGUUCUACCUCAGUAUUCCUAGCGAGGUUCAUCUGCCCAGUAGUAUUGACCGCAUGACAUCUCUUCGCACUCUGGGAAUAAUCGAUCUGGGAAAGAACAUAACAGAAGAUUUUAUGAGCCUUGGUGAGCUGACUAAUCUCCAGGAUCUUCGUCUAACAUGUUCCAUGUUGCAGCCUGAUAACCUGGAAAAAAACUUGGAAUGCCUGGGCUCGCUAAUUAGGAAACUAAGCAAUCUCAACUGUCUAACUCUGGUACCUGCAGUCUCCUCUCAUAUGAAUAUUCAGAAUCAUGAUGGUGCUUCAAUCAUGAGCAUUUCCUGGCAUGGCUUCACCAUCGAGCGCCAUUCUCCAGCUCAUCUUCAGAGACUAGAGUUGUCGUGGCGCUGCUGCUUCUUUUUCCGCCUACCUGAGUGGACAAACGAGCUUACCAAGCUUUGCGUUUUAAAGAUCGCACUUAGGAAGAUGUCAAGUGAAGAUUUUGCUAUUCUUAAAGCAUUGCCUUCCCUCACCGCUCUCUCGUUGUUUCUCUUGAUUUCCCCUGCGAGAAGGAUCAUGUUUGACAGUGAGGGAUUCCUGGUUCUCAAGUACUUUAAGUUUGUGUGUGCUGCACCAUGCCUGGCUUUUUUGGAUGGAGCAAUGCCCAAACUCCAAAAUCUGAAGUUAGGUUUCAAUGCUAGCAGAAUGAAGCAAUAUAGCUUGAUAAGUGCUGGGUUCGAGAGUCUGACUGGCCUCAACGAGAUCUCCACAAAAAUUGGGGGUGCCGGUGUUGAUGAAUGUGACAGAAGGUCUGUACAGUCUGUGUUGAUUGACACUGUUAGCAAGCAUCCUAGCACCCCCAUCAUGAAUGUGCAAUGGGUGGAUUGGAACUUUUGUGGUGAUGAAGAGAAGUAUGUAGAGAAUCAAAAAGAAAUAUGGAAGCAGACUCCUGAAAAACAAGGCCUGACCGCUGGUGAAAGCUCAGAUGAAUAUGGAAUUCAAGGAAAGAAUUUGGAGGAAGAUGCCAAGAAACAAUCUGAUAUAAGGACUUGUGCGAUACUGGAAUCCACCUCGUAUCUGCAGAAUACAGUCCAUAACGUUCUGGAGGAGUAUGAGCAUGAAUCUCGAAAGGGGGCCGGCCCUGCUGAAGGCAACCUGGGCGACGGGAAGGACGCAUCGUCGGUUGAGGAGGCAAUGUGGGUGGUGGAGCAGUGGGACUUGCCGGCCACAAGGGACAGGCUUGUGUUCGAGUCACCGGAGAACGCCAAAGAGUACCUCACCGCAGUUGCUUGCCUCACGAGCGUGGCUGGGGCAGGCGUGGAGGCAUGGCUGCAGAUCGCGAUGGCACGGCUUGAGGAGGAGUUCCGCCAGCUGUUGAUCCGUGGGACGACGUCGCCCACUGCAGAGAAUCUGCACACGUCCGCCUUUCCCGGGUUCUCGCCUACCAUAUCUACCUUCAGUUCCACCUCCUCCAUCGACAAUUUCGGUGAGCUAGACGAGCCUGUUGGUUGGGACACAUGGAGCUCGGUCUCCGACGGUGAAAUCUCAUCUUACUUCAUUUCCCCAGAAACCAUCAGCACCUUCAAAGACAUCGCAGACGUCAUGCAUAGCUUGCCAUACCUCAUUUUUCCGUACAUCGUUAGCAUGCUCAAGGACAUCGCGGAUGUUAUGCUGCAUGCUGGCCAUGCGCUGAAGCUUUGCCAGGUCUAUGGCGAGGUGCGCCAGGAAAAGCUUAUAGAGUGCCUCACCGUUCUUGGGGUUGACAAGAGGAGCCUGGAGGAGGUGCAGCGUAUGGAAUGGGUCACCCUCAAGGACAAGAAGUACAAAUGGAUUCGGGCACUCAAGGUGGUUGUCCAGGGACUUCUAGCCGAGGAGCGCCGCUUCUGUAGCCAGAUUUUCACGGCUGAUGCUGACAUAAAGGAAGUGUGCUUUACUAAGGCAGGCAAGAGCUGUGUCCUGCAGCUGCUUAGCUUUGCUAAUAACAUUGCAGUUGGGAAGAGAUCGGCCGAGAAGCUGUUCAGUACCCUUGAUAUGUAUGAGGCACUAGCUGAGUUGCUGCCAGAGCUCGUGGUCUUGUUCUCAGGCGAAGCAAGGGAUUUUAUCAAGGAAGUAGCAGAGCCGACCCUUGAGAGUCUAGGGGAUACAGUGCUUGACACACUUGCUGAGUUAGCCAAUGCGAUACGUGGGCAUACUGAUUGUAGAUCACUGCCAGACGGCGGUAUCCACCAGUUGACACGAUAUGUCAUGAUCUAUUUAGUACGAUUGGUUGCAGACUACAGCCGCUGGUUGCAUCAUCUUCUUGAUGGCCAUGAGACUGAUCAGCUGGAAAAUACGGGUAUGACUCCUUUGGGACACAUGAUGAUGAUGCUGAUUACACAUCUGUGGGACAAGAUUGAGGACAAAUCGGAGCUGUAUGAUGAUGAGGCGCUACAGAACAUCUUUUUGAUGAACAAUCUGUACUACAUUAUGCAGAAGGUGAAUGAUUCAGAACUAAAGAGUCUGCUUGGGAAUAAUUUGAUCUGUAUACGCCCUGGUCAGUUAACAGUGUACUCCGAAAGGUACUUCCAGUCCUCAUGGAUAAGGGCAAUAACUUGUCUGACAGAUGAUGGUUUGCCACAUACAACAGGAUCUUUGAGUGCAAUCAAAGGUGCACUGCAAGAACGGUUCAAAAGUUUCAACCUGAUCUAUGAGGAGAUAUGCAGGACGCAGACAACAUGGAGUGUUGUGGAUCCUCAGCUAAGAGAGGAAUUGCGAAUUUCCAUCACAAAGAAGCUCAUUCCAGCAUACCGUUUGUUUGUUGAAAGGUACCGAGGUCAGCUGGGGUCAAGGAAUUUCGGUAAAUAUGUAAAGUACAGUCCCCAGGAUUUGGAGGAACAAAUGUUAGAUUUAUUCGAAGGGUAAAGCUCGACUGAUUGAUCAUUAUGUAUACGGUCCGAAGGGUGUUUGUAUCAAUGUUAGUGGUGGUUACAACUUACAACUCUGUACCAAGAUUUUAAUUUUUACUCUUUUCUGCCUGACAUAGAUAAGCAUCACUUUAUCUGGUGAUGUGUAGGCACGUAGUGCUGAGUAAAUGCUAAAUGUGAUAUCUUCUGUCACAUUGCCACCA